AUGGCUUCGGUUUUACCACAAGAUGUUGAAAAGGCUCCUGGUGAACUCUAUAUGCAUGAAAGGUUCUCUAUAGGAGCGGGCAAGCCAUUCCCGCCACCACUUCCAGACGCGAAACACUAUGUUGUUGAGUUUGAUGGCAUCGACGACCCAAUGCAUCCAUACAACUGGAAAAUUUCCAUCAAGCUCUACAUCUCGAUCAUGGUGUGCACUGGAACAUUGGUGGUUUCUUUCACAAGUGCCGUAUUCGCCCCAGCCAUCGACAGCGCAAGCAAAGCCUUUGGAGUUGGAUCAGAGGUUGGGAAACUAGGAACAUCUCUCUAUGUCCUCGGGUUUGCAUGUGGUCCACUAAUCUGGGCGCCUGCAUCAGAACUGCGAGGCCGAAAGUGGCCGUUGACCAUCGGCAUGCUCGGUGGUGGGAUAUUCACCAUAGGCUCGGCCGUCGCGAAGGAUAUCCAAACGCUGAUUAUCUGUCGCUUUUUUGCCGGCACAUUCGGGGCGAGCCAACUCACCGUGGUGCCGGCAGUGCUCGCCGAUGUCUUCGACAACACAUAUCGCGGAGUUGCGAUUUCGCUCUAUGCUCUUACGGUUUUCAUCGGCCCUUUCAGCGCUCCUUUUAUUGGUGGUUUCAUUGCAUCGAGUUAUCUCGGCUGGCGAUGGACGCUUUAUAUCCCGGCAAUUCUGAGCCUGGUCCUUGGUGCAUUGUGUGUGGUUUUUCUGAAGGAAACAUAUGCCCCGUGUCUCCUCAUAGUCAAGGCCGCUGCGAUUCGCCGCCAAACACAUAACUGGGGUGUUCAUGCGAAGCAAGAGGAGGUAGAGGUGAACUUUCGUGAUCUACUCAACAAGUACUUCACUCGCCCCUUGAAAAUGCUGAUCACCGAGCCGAUUCUUCUCUUGGUGUCGCUCUACAUGUCCUUUAUAUAUGGUCUGGUCUAUGCCCUGCUCGAGGCAUACCCGUAUGUCUUUGAGCAGAUCCAUGGCAUGCGUCCCGGGGUGAGUGGCCUGACCUUCUUUGGUCUUGUCAUUGGCCAAGUACUGGCGUGCACCUUGAUUGUUUCACAACAUGGUAUCUAUGCAAGAAAGCUUGCGGACAACAAGAAUGUCCCGGUCCCUGAAUGGCGUCUUUCCCCAACACUUCUAGGCGCCCCGGCAUUUACAAUUGGUCUAUUCUGGGCUGCAUCCGCUGUUGCGGCCAAUAUCAUUCUCCGAUCAGCAGUGGCCGCGGGAUUCCCUUUAUUCUCUACACAGAUGUUUGAGAACAUGGGUGUCCAGUGGGCUGGGACGCUACUAGGAUGUCUAGCUGCCAUCAUGAUGCCGAUUCCCUUGGCAUUCCGGACUUAUGGUCCAUGGCUGAGGACGAAAAGCAAGAUCUUCCAGCAGUUGGUAUUGUGA
Messenger RNA from Penicillium alfredii, 1389 nucleotides. Its product is annotated as MFS transporter. The coding region runs from base 1 to 1389 and encodes 462 amino acids. The record is from RefSeq and is a predicted model, not a curated record. Gene Ontology annotation, molecular function: transmembrane transporter activity. Gene Ontology annotation, biological process: transmembrane transport. Lineage: Eukaryota; Fungi; Ascomycota; Eurotiomycetes; Eurotiales; Aspergillaceae. The transcript is spliced from 3 exons.